Messenger RNA from Plasmodium cynomolgi strain B, 825 nucleotides. RefSeq lists its product as hypothetical. The record is from RefSeq and is a predicted model, not a curated record. NCBI's taxonomy places the organism in Eukaryota, Apicomplexa, Aconoidasida, Haemosporida, Plasmodiidae. The transcript has 4 exons. The coding region runs from base 1 to 825 and encodes 274 amino acids.
AUGAAUAUGUCUGAAACAAAGGCGUCUUUGAGGUACUCCUCGAAAAACAGUUUUUCUUACGAGAAGGAGAUGUCCUCUACAACCCUCCAAAUAACAAAAAAUCGGGAUGAGAUAAUAAAGAACAAGGUGUACUGUCCGAUCGAGCUGAAAAAUGUGUACAAGUUACUGGAGGAUAGCGACCAGCUCCUGAGGAAUAAAAACCUCAACGAGGAGUACCUUCUCGAACACAACAGCAAAGUAAACGAAUUCGUGUCACUCUGCGAAAGUUACAAAGUCAACGUGAGCAACCAGAACAAGCCAGAACUGAAAAAAACAUACAACUCGAUAGAGAAAAAUAUUCACUACCUAAAUAAACAUAUCGAAACAGCUAAAAAGGACAACAUCAUUUUAAAAAAAAAAUUGAAAAAGUCAACAGACCCAUUGUUCAUUUCUACAUUGGAGCAAAAGUACAAGCAAGUUUGUCUAGAUAUUGAAAAUAGGAAGAAGGAAAUAAAAUUUUUAAAAGACAGCAUACGAAAAAAUGAAAAACUGUUGGAUUCAAAUAAAAGGAAACCGAACAAGAUUUCCUUGGAGAAGGAAUACAAAAAUUUGCUCAAUCAGCAGUCGACGCUGUGCUCUCGGCUCAUCCAGCUACAGAAUGGAAACCGUCUCUACGAGGAAAAUAUUUUCAAAAUCGACGCCCAGCUGGAUGAAAUAAAAAAAAUGAACGAACUUAACAUAGACAAAAAAAGGAAGACGAUGACCUGGUGGGUAUUGAAAAUGACGCAUCCAAGGAAAAUCUUGAGCGACGUAUAUUCAUCCUCAACACAAAGAGGGACGAUUUAA